GGCGUGGCGAGGCCCCGCAGCUCCUGUUUUCCCCGCCGGGGCCCCGCUUUCGGUUUCGUUUCCUUCCAGCGUCUCCUCCAUCCUGCGGGCGGAGGAGCAGUGGGGCCGGGCCCGUGACCGCCGCCGUCGUCCGCGCUGAGCUCGGUCCGCGACGGCCAUGGCCCAGGCCGCGGUGGCGGUGGCAGAGAUGACCCAGGUGCUGUGCGCGGCCGGGGGUGCCCUGGAGUUAGCGGAGCUGCGGCGCCGCUUGCGAGCGAGCCUCGGCGCCGACGCGCUGGAGCGGCUGCUGCGGGACCGCGGGCGCUUCGUGGUGGCCUCGCGGGCGGGCGCGGGCGCGGGCGCGGGCCGGGCGGCGGCCUCGGAGCGCGUGGUGCUGGCCGUGUCGUCGCUGCGUCUGUGCCGCGCGCACCAGGGCCCCAAGCCGAGCUGCACCGGGCUCUGCGCGCAGCUGCAUCUCUGCAAGUUCCUCAUCUACGGCGCCUGCAAGUUCCUGCGGACCGGGAAGAACUGUAGGAAUGGUCACAACUUGAAGACUGAUCAUAACCUGAGUGUGCUGAGAACUCAUGGUGUUGACCACCUCACCUAUAGUGAGCUUUGCCAGCUCUUGAUUCAGAAUGACCCCUGGCUUUUACCGGAAAUCUGCCUACAUUACAACAAAGGCGAUGGACCCUUCGGCUCUUGCUCAUUUCAAAAGCAAUGCAUUAAACUCCACAUCUGCCAGUACUACUUACAGGGAGAGUGCAAAUUCGGCACUAGCUGUAAGAGGUCCCACGAGGUCACUAACUCGGAGAAUCUGGAGAAAUUGGAAAGGUUGGGUGUAAGUUCUGACCUGGUGAGCAGGCUGCUCUCUACUUACCGGAAUGCGUAUGACAUCAAGAAUCAGGGCUCAGCCCUCAGCAAAGUGUCCCUUUAUCCUGCGGGUCCACAGGGGACUUCCGAAAGAAAAGACAGUUCAGGUUCUGCAUCACCAGGUGCUCCGACCCAGGAGGAGAGUGAUCAGAUUUGCUUGUACCACAUUCGGAAAAGUUGUAGCUUUCAAGAUAAGUGCUAUAGAGUUCAUUUCCAUUUGCCAUAUCGGUGGCAGUUCUUGGAUGGAGGCAAAUGGAAGGAUUUGAACAACAUGGAGCUUAUUGAAGAGGCUUAUAGUAACCCCAGUAAAGAGAGGAUUCUGUACACAGAGUCAGCUGCUAGCUUUCGCUUUGAUUUAGACUUUGAGUCCAUGAAGUUUGGUAGUACUGUGGCUCGCCGACUCUCCACAGCUUCUUCUGUCACCAAACCCCCGCAUUUCCUCCUCACUACUGACUGGGUUUGGUACUGGAUGGAUGAAUUUGGUUCUUGGCAGGAAUAUGGACGACAAGGUACAGUGCACCCUGUGACCACCAUCAGCAGCAGUGACGUGGAAAAGGCUUACCUGGCAUUUUGUGACCCAGGGGCUGAUUCCCAGGCAGCCACCUUGAAGUUCCAGGCUGGAAAACACAGCUAUGUGUUAGACUUCAAAGCCUUUCUGCAGAAAAACCUUGUGUAUGGCACUGUCAGAAAAGUUUGUCGCAGACCCAAGUAUGUGUCUCCCAAGGAUGUUCAGAUGAAGCAGUCCUGCAAUACUAAGUUUCAAGUCCCAAAGAGCAUCCCAGACUACUGGGACCCUGCAGCCCUGCCAGACCCAGGAUUUAAGAAGAUUAUUCUCAGUUCUUCCUCAGAAGAGUACCAGAAGGUGUGGAACCUCUUCAACCGCACACUACCUUUCUACUUUGUUCAAAAGAUCGAGCGGAUCCAGAACCUGGGCCUGUGGGAAGUCUACCAGUGGCAAAAAGGGCAGAUGCAGAAACAGAAUGGAGGGAAGGAAGUAGACGAGAGGCAGCUGUUCCAUGGUACCAACACCAGCUUUGUGGAUGCCAUCUGCCAGCAGAACUUUGACUGGCGGGUCUGUGGUCUGCAUGGCACAUCCUAUGGCAAAGGGAGCUACUUUGCGAGAGACGCUGCCUAUUCCCACCACUACAGCAAGUCCGACACGCAUUCCCACACCAUGUUCCUGGCCCGGGUGCUAGUGGGAGACUUCAUCAGGGGCAAUGCUGCUUUCGUCCGCCCUCCAGCCAAGGAGGGCCAGAGCAAUGCCUUCUAUGACAGCUGCGUGAACAGCAUGUCCGACCCAACCAUCUUUGUAGUUUUUGAGAAGCAUCAAGUUUACCCCGAGUACCUCAUCCAAUAUUCCACUUCCUCCAAGCCCCCGGCUACUGCCCCCUCCAUCUUUGUUACCCUGGGUUCCUUGUUCACCGGCCGGCAAUGAGCGUGGCCAAGGUGCAUUAGGCCUUUCUGGUGGAGUUGUUUGGAAAGUCUUUUUUUUAAACAAAACUUUUAAUGAACUAUUUAAUGUGGCUUCUCAGUGAAGUUACAGUCUUUUUUUUCU
This is a messenger RNA of Peromyscus eremicus (cactus mouse), 2404 nucleotides long. It is a transcript of the gene Parp12, whose product is annotated as poly(ADP-ribose) polymerase family member 12. Gene Ontology annotation, molecular function: NAD+ poly-ADP-ribosyltransferase activity; metal ion binding. The record is from RefSeq and is a predicted model, not a curated record. The transcript has 12 exons. NCBI's taxonomy places the organism in Eukaryota, Metazoa, Chordata, Mammalia, Rodentia, Cricetidae. Bases 158 to 2284 code for a protein of 708 amino acids.